AUGUCCAUGAUCACCACCACAGCCUGGGUGCGACGGGGUGUCGCUGCUCAGUUCCCCACGAAGUAUGAAAUUGAUGAAGAGGAGAUGGAUCGCAUAUCGAAAUUGGCUCGGAUUCAACUCGAGGGUGCCAGGGAGGAUUUACAGGCUGCCAAGGAGGAGAAGGAUGCUAGUGCUGAUCAUGAUGAGGCUAUGGGUGAAGGUGAAGAUGCUAUGGAGGAGGAUACUAAGAAGGAAACGGAGACUGGUGAUUCGAAAAAAGCAGAUGACAACGAUGAUGACGACCUUAAAGAAUACAAUCUUGACCAUUAUGAUAGCGACGAGGUGGAUGAGGAUGGCGAGAAGAUUACAAUGUUCGGAAAUGUCAAAUCGUUGGCGUAUCAUCAGCCCCAUGAAGAGGAUCCGUACCUUGUAAUUCCCGAAGACGAGGACGAAGAGGAGGAAAGAGAAGAAUUACAGAUCAUGCCUACAGAUAACCUACUUCUCACCGGUAAGGUGGAGGAUGAGGUCGCGCACCUCGAGGUCUACGUUUACGAGGAUGAAGCCGACAACCUAUACGUGCACCAUGAUAUCAUGCUACCUGCCAUCCCUCUCUGUCUGGAAUGGCUGGAUAUUCCUGUUGGGAAGAAUACCGAGGGCCGCACGACGGGCAACUUUGUGGCCGUGGGGACGAUGGAGCCGGAUAUUGAGAUCUGGGAUCUCGAUAUCGUGGACUGCAUGUACCCCAAUGCUAUCCUGGGACAAGGUGGGGAGGACGAGGCGAGCGGCGGCGCAAAGAAGUCCAAGAAGAAGAAGCGCUCCAAACCCAACGACCACUACCACGUUGAUUCUGUGCUCGCAUUGGCCGCCAACCGACAGCAUCGAAACCUUCUGGCCUCAUCCUCAGCCGACAAAACAGUCAAGCUGUGGGAUCUCAAUACCACCAAGUGCGCCAAAUCGUACUCGAACCACACGGACAAGGUCUGCUCCCUGGACUGGCAUCCGAAGGAAUCCACCGUUCUACUCAGUGGCAGUUAUGACCGUACGGUGGUCGCAGCCGACAUGAGAGCGCCCGAUGCCAAGGCACGAUGGGGUGUCGAUGCCGAUGUCGAAAAUGUACGAUGGGACCCCCAUGAUCCUAACUACUUCUAUGUUACGACGGAUAGUGGGAUCGUCUACCGCUACGACGUCCGAAACGUGCCUGCCAGCCCACAGGAGUCGAAACCCGUAUGGACUCUGCAGGCUCACGAUUCGUCCGUUUCCUCGUUUGACGUCCACGGUAGUAUCCCCGGUUUCCUAGUGACCGGAUCCACCGACAAGCAAGUUAAGCUCUGGAACAUUCAGGACGACAGGCCUAGUCUGGUCGUUUCGCGUAAGUUGGAAGUAGGUAAGGUGUUCUCGACCAGCUUCGCUCCGGACCCGGAGGUGGGCUUCCGCCUGGCGGUUGCCGGCAGCAAAGGAGCGGUUCAGGUUUGGGAUACGUCAACCAAUGCGUCGGUGCGACGUGCCUUUGUGAAUCGGUUGCCUGCACUGGAGGGCGAAGUGAAGGAACGAACGGUCGGAGUCGCUGCUGACGAUGACGAUUCGGAGGAUGAGGGGGAGGAAAGCGGCCAGGCAGGGCCCGUGGAGCAAGGUGCAGACGGGUGGGAGUCCAUGGACGAGGAUUGA
Monascus purpureus is the source of this 1644-nucleotide messenger RNA. Lineage: Eukaryota; Fungi; Ascomycota; Eurotiomycetes; Eurotiales; Aspergillaceae. The record is from the annotation of a GenBank genome assembly.